This is a messenger RNA of Cajanus cajan (pigeon pea), 742 nucleotides long. Its product is annotated as embryo defective 2752. NCBI's taxonomy places the organism in Eukaryota, Viridiplantae, Streptophyta, Magnoliopsida, Fabales, Fabaceae. The record is from RefSeq and is a predicted model, not a curated record.
UUCAACCCCGGCAUUCAAGAGAUCCUCAUUUCGCAUUCCAUCCCAAUUGCGAUUUUGCUUCACCGUUGCUGGUUCAAUUGCUGCUAGUUGAUGAAGCUUCUUGCAUUGAAUUGAACGAUCCACUCUUCACUCCAAGGAUCUUGAAUACCGUUUGAGGGUGCUGAAGGGAAAGUAAUUAAAAUGAUAAGCUAUCUGUUCAGAAAAUAUUCAGAAUAUUUGUAUACAAAGUGGGAAAAAACUUUUCUAUGGGACAUGGUGGAGCCUUACAGAAGGCCCAAAUCCUUUACUCCAUUGGUCACUAUUUACAUUGCUGCUUUCUACUCUGGAGUCAUUGGUGCUGCCAUCACGGAGCAGCUCUACAAGGAAAAAUACUGGGAAGAGCACCCUGGGAAAGCAGUGCCUCUGAUGAGACCAAAGUUUUAUGAUGGUCCUUGGAGGGUCAUGCGCGGUCAGGUUCCCCCAUCUGAGUGAAAAUCUCCGGAGACAUGUUUCAUGCUUGAUUCCAGUUUAGAUCCAAGGUUGAUUUUUGAGGGGUUCAUGUUUUGAAUUUAGAUAUAAUGUUAUUUGAGGAUGGGUCCAAGUUAUGUCUCGAUGCAUUCCAAUUCGAUUUGGUGUCUUAUAUUAUCUUAAAAACUAAAAAAGUAGAAGUUUUUGAACAUUUGUGUAUAGAUAAUAAAUCUUUUUUAUUUAAUAGAUAAUAAUUUGUAAAACAUAUAUUAUAAAUUAAUUUUAGUUAAUUUAA